AGCACGUCGUACACCAGCGUCCUCCGCCUCGGCGAUCCGGAUAGCACCGCGACCGACUGUAGUACGCCCCCCUUUUCUGGUUAAGCCGAAGUAUUCACCGCUGCUGUGAUAGUAGUUAGCGUAGUUCACAUAUCGAUAUAUAUAUAUAUAUAUAUAUUGCAUCUUUCUUAGGCGGCAAAUCUGUCGUAACCGACAAACAACACCCCAUCAUUGAAGCAGGGAAAUUAUUUGCUUUCAAAUCUUCUAGUUAGGUAGCCUCCUGCGCUUUACCGUGUGGGCCUCUUCUCCAAUCAUCAUCUGGCUUCUUGUUUUUUCAAACAAAUAUAUAGUUUUUAUCACCGUCCUCGUAAGACUCAGACAAGGCAGGAUGGUCCGCUAUGUGCAGCGCCCGUGGUACUCGCCACUCGGCCUCAUGGCCACCAACACGCCGUCCUACGUCUGGUUCAUGUGUGCGUCGGCCGUCAUCGCCGUCUUCCCAUUUCGCUACCAAAUAUCGGAGUACUUCGAGCGUCAGCACGCUGGCCCGCACGUGGAGCUGCGCCACAAGGCGGUUAAGUACUACUCGGAGAUGGAGCGCAUGCACCGUCGUCAGGCGCUGGUGAACUUAGACAACAUGCAGGACGACAACGCACCACACCGCCUCAGUGCGUCCAUGGCGGUGGACUCGCUGAAGACGGGCGACCUCGAUCAGGAGUACAACUACUGGUACGCCCACGCACGGGACGCUGCGCGGGCGGAGAAGUUGAUGAUUGAGAUUCGCGAGUUGAAGGCGAAGAUAGCCGCCGAGAGUGCGUAA
Messenger RNA from Leptomonas pyrrhocoris, 796 nucleotides. RefSeq lists its product as hypothetical. The transcript has a single exon. NCBI's taxonomy places the organism in Eukaryota, Euglenozoa, Kinetoplastea, Trypanosomatida, Trypanosomatidae. The record is from RefSeq and is a predicted model, not a curated record. The coding region runs from base 368 to 796 and encodes 142 amino acids.